Jatropha curcas is the source of this 1127-nucleotide messenger RNA. NCBI's taxonomy places the organism in Eukaryota, Viridiplantae, Streptophyta, Magnoliopsida, Malpighiales, Euphorbiaceae. The record is from RefSeq and is a predicted model, not a curated record.
UCACAAGUUUUGCAUCACUAAAGCUCGAAGCCAACAUGUAUCCUAAAUACUUGCUAGUCUUGUUUUUCCUGGGAGUUGUGGUCAUCAGCACCACAACACCCUCACUUGCUGAUCAGUUUCAGGCUGGUGGCGAUCCCAGGCCUAGGCAUGAACCUGAACCAUCCCAUGAGGGCCCACACGGGCCUCCCAAGAAGCCACCUCCAGAACAAGAACCACCUCAUGAGCCUCCUAGGGGUAAAGGCGAUAAACCACCUCCUGAACAUGAGGAGCCACAAGAGCCACCUAGAGGAAAGGGUGAAAAGCCACCACCGGAGCAGAAACCUCCACAUGAUCCUCAUCCUGGACACAUUUUGAUAGAGGAUGAUGAGGGUAGAGGAGGGAAACCAUUCCCAGAGCAUAAACCGCAGCAAGAGCCUCCUAAAGGUCAGGGAGAGAAGCCACCCCAAGAGCCUCCUAAGGGUAAGGGAGAGAAGCCACCCCAAGAGCCUCCUAAGGGUAAGGGAGAGAAGCCACCUCCAGAACAUGAACCACCCCAUGAACAUGAAGGACCACAACAACCUCCAAAGGAACAUGGUGAGAAACCACCCCAAGAGCUUCCUAAAGGUAAGGGAGAGAAGCCACCUCUAGAACACGAACCACCCCAAGAGCCUCCUAAGGGCAAAGGAGAGAAGCCACUGCCGGAACAUAAACCACCCCAUGAACAUGAAGAGCCACAGCAACCUCCAAAGGAACAUGGUGAGAAACCACCCCCAGAGCAUAAGCCUCCACAUGAUCCUCACCCUGGGCACAUUUUGAUGGAGGAUGAUAACGGUAAAGGAGGAAAACCAUUCCCAGAACGCAAACCACCCCAAGAUCCUCCUAAAGGCAAAGGAGAGAAGCCACCACGGAAGUUGAAGUCACCCUACAAACCUCCAUCAGCCAACUGAGUGCUUCACUACUAUGCAUGGUUAUAUAUAUACAUAGCUAGAUAGCAAUAAACUGUCUCUUACUUGGAUAUGUUUAGUCAGUUGCUUUUAUGUAUUGGGUUGUGGCUUAUGAGCAUUACUCUAUAUUAGUAUGCUCUUCCAAUGUAUGUUUACCUUACGUUGCCAGUAUUAUAAACCAUGCAUGUUUUCUAGUUUACGAAA